CGCAACCGCACCCGCGAGCGAGCAGUCCGAUUACCCGGCGCGUCACCACCAACAGCUUUCGAUCCACGGAACGGUAGCUAAAAUCUCGGUGGCAGAUUUAUCGCGGCGGCGAACGACGGGAUCGACAACUCGCCGGGUCCUGACGUCGCGCGGCGUGUGUUCCAUCGGGAAAACUUGAGGGAAUCUAUUUUCGCCGUUGAAAGGCGCGCGGGAACACGUUCGCGGUGGGUUUCUCGAACCGCGGUGCUUUAGUACGGCCAGCCUCUCCGCUUCGUGCAGAACUUCGUCAAUCCCGGAAUAGUUUCGGCGGUCGCUCGUUCGAAGUUUUUCCGCGCGACCAACUCGCGACCGUUCGCUACUCCGGCGAGGAUCCGCUUGGUGCAAAAGAACGCGAGGAUUCGCGUGCGUAGACCCGCUGCGGUACCCACACGACCCGUUCUAACGUCCCCUAGGCUUGUCUCGUGGUUACCUAUUACCUCGGACGGUUACGUACCCGGUGCUCGAUCGUUCACCCUGGAAACUGACACGGAGAACGCGAGGAUGGACGCGACAAACGUCCUCGACAGCGACGCGAUGGGCGACGAGGACCUCGUGCACAGCAACAACAACAAGAACACCGGCGACAACAACGAGGAUGACGAGGCGCCCACCGUCGAGGAAACUUACGAGGUCACCACCACGAAACGCAAGACCGUGCGGACCAGCUAUAAGAUCCAAGAAACGUCCGCAUCAACCAAAACUACCACCAUGACAACCGCAGCGAAAUUAUACGGCAAAGAUUUGAGUGAAUACGAUGAUGUGGAUGUGGAUGACUUAUUGGCACAGCUUACUCCAGAAGAAAUUAAUAUAUUGGCUAAGGAGGUGGAUCCUGAUGACAGUUUUAUGCCACCUUCUCAACGUUGUAGUUACGAAUGUGAUAAGAGUCCAACAGGUCCUCUCAAUCGAAAGAAACUUAUUGAACACAUUAAUAAGCAAGCUCUGGAGACACCAGAUAUACCAGAAUUAAAGCCUUAUGUACCUGGUGUAAUAAGAGGCAAAAAGUGGAUCCCACCUCCUCAAGAGACUAUAAAAGAAAAAGAAGCAGACGAACAAAUUGCUAUUGAUCUUGGAGAAGAAUAUGAGCAAGCAUUAUCUAAUGCUACUCAAGAAGAAAUUAUUGAUCUUGCUGCUAUCCUCGGAUUCCAUUCCAUGAUGAAUCAAGACCAGUAUCAUGCCUCCUUAUUAAAUUCUGGUCAGCCUGUUGGUUUAGGUUGGGAUGGAGUUACAAAAGCUAGUCAACCAAAACCUUACCCAAUGGAACCACCUAACGAUACAGACGUUGAUGCUACAAUCAAACAAGUUCGAGAAGAUGAUGCAUCAUUGAUUGAUUUAAAUUGGAAUAAUAUUAAAAAUAUAUCCGACGAAAAGUUUAUUCAACUGUUUGAAGGAUUGGAGAUGAAUACACAUCUCGAAUCUUUAAGUUUAACAAACGUGGGAGUCACUGAUAAGACUGCACAAAGGUUGGCAGAAGCCUUAGAGAAAAAUUCUACACUCAGAGUACUCAACGUGGAAACAAACUUUAUAAGCCCGUCUGUGAUAGUGAGGCUCAUUAAGGGACUCCUUAAAACAAAAUCAAUAGAAGAAUUUCGAUGUUCCAAUCAGAGGUCACAAGUGUUGGGAAAUAAAAUUGAAAUGGAAAUUACACAGUUGGUAGAACAGAAUCCAACAUUGCUUCGACUUGGUCUUCAUUUGGAAUUCAAUGAUGCUAGACAUCGUGUGGCUGCUCACCUGCAACGCAACAUUGAUAGGAGUCGCCUAAAACGCACGGGGCGUGCCGCCCGCAACCUGACCAUCGGCUGGGGCCUGCAUCGAUGAUCACCAUCAACGGCAUCGAUUACCACGACCCACGACCACGACUGCGACUACGACGAUCCGGUUGAAUCUUCUCGCUGCAGAUGUUUCGCUUGAACGGUACACGGUAAAGCCUGCCCGCUCGCCGUCAGGAAGUAAAAAAUGUCCAAGAAAGAAAUCGUCGGGAACGGACGAGCAUAAACACCGACGGAAAGUUCGCGACGGAGGGGCGCGAUUCUCGGGAAAAUAAAAAGGAAACGAGGACACUUCGAACCAGUUCGAAUGUAUCACUGAAUAUUGGAUCGUGUUAAAAUUCAAACGAAACGGAAGAUUCAUGUAAAUUGAAACUUUGGAAAUUCUUCGAGGUCUUCGAAUACUUCACACUUUCGUAGUAUUAUCUCGUUCGUAGUAAUCCCAAGAACGAGAACCGAUCGCGUGGUAUCCCUGUUCUUGCGCCGGAGGUGAAAUCAGUAGUCGUCGCGACAGCGCUGCAUUCUUGUUGAUCCAGCGAUGUAACGAUUAACAAUCGCUGAUAAACAGGAACGAAACGAGCAACGGUUACUGAAAGCGAUUCGUCGCGGAAUAAUGCACGUGCGCGCGAUUGAAAUUGUAUUGCCAGGCCGGAACGGGAAACAUUUGCCGCGCCGGUGCGCUAGAAAGUCUGAAAUAUUCAACGAAGAAAAGUGUCUAAUAUUCUGAAAGCUUGAAGCGCGCAGAGAACCUCCGGGGACUUUCGAAAGUUUGCAACCCCGUAAUAUUCAAAUAUUGCGAGACGGAUAACUUUCCUGUGUUUUGUCGCUAAACUGCGGAUAUACCACGUUCACGGUGUACUUCUAUGUCGAAAAAUAAAAUUACUUCAAUCCCAGUGAUACUCGAUGUUAGCACGUUGCAUACUGGUAACGAGAAAUCUCGUUUUAUAUAAAAACACUUAGCUAUAUAACUUUACUAAUUGCCACAGCAAGAAAUAUUAAAUUUGAUUAGAACCAAUUCUCCAUUUAAACUGUAUUACAUAACAAUAUGAUAUUCGAGUCUUUUUAUAGAUAGUGAUAUAAGUUGAUCCACUGAAAAUCACUAUUUUCACUAUUCAAUUUCCUAAUUAGCCGGUACGCAAUGCGUUAAUAUUAAUUGACUUUCAAUCCGACAAACCGACAAAGAAAUUCGACGGUUCCAUCUCUGAUUCGCAGAUUUUAGUCCACAAAGUCUUCGAAUUGCGCCGAUAUCCGCAGUUUAAUCGUCUCACGGAUCAACGGAUCCCAUUCGAAUGAAAUUGCCGCCCUUUCUGAAUCGAUGAAUCAUAUGUUCGUUAAAUAAUCCUGAAUCUCGCGUCGGGGAUAAUCGAAAAUUACCUUCCCACCGGGAAUCGAUCGCCGUCGAUUAUUUUUCACCGUGUUCCCUCGGUUCCGCGGUUUCGGUUUCGAAAACAGCCUAGCCGUUCCGCCGUCGCUUCCGGUCUCCCUUCCCAGGGCAUUCAUACCGGCCGGAAGUAUCUCGUUUUCCCAACCGGAUGCCGCGGAACCCGCUGAAUCGCACCUGACCACUUCCUGGCUGCGCGACCAGUGGCCUCGCGUCCUGCAGGUCAGCGAGCUCAACCCUUAACCUCUUGCGCUGCAAAGGAAUUCAGAGAUUCGCUGAAGUCUUGCGAGAAGAAUUUUGUUCUUAUCUAUUCUACGCUGAUAUGUACACUAAUCUCGUCUGUUACCUUAAAAUCGUCUAUUAACAUUGAACGAGUCAAUUUGAUUCAUAUUGAAUUUUAUAAACAUUAUUUGGUAAAUGUUUGGGUGGAUCUCGAUUGAUGCAGUUGUAUAAUUAUGUGCCCUAAUUAUCUACAUUAAAAUCUCUAAUUUCCAAGAUCUAAAUGAACGAGUAUCUUUCUGAAAAUGAUAGAGCAAACUGUAUAGUAAAUUUCCGUAAAUCUAGUGUUCACAGUUUUCUAUAGAAUGAUACAUUUGAACUCUUUGUACUCGGACGUCUUUCGCUAGAAAUAUUCAAUAGAUUCAAAUGAAUUAUAGACAACGUCCUUCGAAACGAAAUGAAUGAGGGAAUAUACGUAGGUUAACACAUUGUACGCCGGCUAAAUUUCAGCUACUGGAAACGCGAACGUCGGUGAUUAUAUUAAUAUAUUUUGAAACAUCAAUCAAACCGAAACUUCUAGCUUACGAAGAAGAAUAAGGAAUUCGAUCUUGUAAUUUUACUUUGGAUUUAUGGUAUACAUAUCUAAAAUGUUACAUUGAUGUGGGACUACCAAUUAAACGAAUAAAAACUCGCAUUAUCACGGAGCCGGCGCGCAAUGUGUUAAGAAAUAAAGUUAUUAUCUCAAUAUUUCGCAUAUUUAGGGAUUACAAGGAGCUUAAUAUUAUUUGUAAGAUUUUAUGAUUUUGGUAUAUCGAAUCGAGUGCAAAGAGUAAAAACAAUCUAGUAUGUUUAACGCAACAAGACUAUCGAUGUCUAGAAAACAUCGUUGACAACGUUGGAGCAAAAACAUCCCGGCAUACGUGGCACGUCUUUCCAGCGCAAAAGGUUAAAGGACCACAAAGAAAACUGACGUGAAAGACUGAUAGUGUCUAACGGACUCCUUAAAUAAAAAAUGCUUAAGAACAAAGUGUUUAUAUAAUUUAUUAUUUUCUCUUGGUUACACUCAUUAGUUUAGUCUACACAUUAAAGUCUGUUCGAUCUUUCAUUCGUUCUAACUAUUUGAAUUUCAAUGAUAAUUUGAAUUUAAGAAUAUUAUAGAAAACUUGUUAUCAGUCUACGUGUUCAUAUGUUUUUUAACAACGUUUUAAAUAUAUAGAUAAGUUGAGGAAUAAAGUGGGGUGAUUAUAUAGUAGGUCUUUUAAAGCACCAUGCAUUAAACAACAGUUUUAAUGACCGGUAAAAAAUUUUUGACAGACGUAAAUGUGAAAACGAGUCCAUUAGACUUUGUGGUCUUUUUAAAGGGUUAAACGCCGCCCUAAGAUUCCUCAUCUUUUAUUUUCUUUCCUAUUCUCACUUGUCUCGCCCCGAAUUUCGUUCGACCUAGAUCCACCGGCAAAUCGCGUGCCACUUUUUAUUCCAGCUGGAAAAGAUUCGGUGGGUAAGAUUGACCUCGUUUACCUCGCACUGGUUUUCAAUCAUUUUGUUCCACUUUAGAAAUUAGUUGCCUUUGGACUGAGAGCAACUGUAAGUUUCACAGUUAUACGAUGAUUAUUCAGUAAUUUUUUAAUGGUAUGAAGAUGAUCUUUUCGUCAUUCUACUUGAUGGAAACGGUGGGGCGUACUUUUGAAUGCUUUAAUUAUCAUUUUGUAAGUAUUUAUACAGAGCAUAUGACGUUGAAUUCGCAUAUAUUUUUUAAAUGUUUUAAUGACACGGUAAACGGGAUUCUUUCAGCUUUAGUUUACGAAUGUAGGUUCUUAGAAGGCAAACAUCAAGUUCCGUUAAUUAUUAGAAAUAUUCAAAGUAUUUCACUUUUAAUAUCGAAACGUGUACAAUUAAUGUAUCGAUGUAUAUCGUGAAUUUUCAUCCGAUUUUAUAUUGCGGUAGUCGACGAAGCUUUCCUUCAGUUCAUUUCUUUCAUCAAGUUUCUUGAGUAUUCCAAAUAUUUCACUUUUAAUAUUGAAACGUGUACAAUUAAUGUUUCCAUGUAUAUCGUGAAUUUUCAUUUGAUUAUAUUUUUGCAGUAGUCGUCGAUGAAAAUUUCCCAGUCGAGAAUCGAAAAUUUUCAGCGGGCGUCAUUACGGGUACCGAGUAAAGCGCUCUCUCUAAUUUCUCAACACUUGUUUUAUGCAAAACGAAGGGGAGGGGGGAUCGAUACGUUCACCGUAAAAUCAGUUUCCGAGAUAGUUUCCUCCGCACGAGGGGACGUCGACGUUCACGAUUGAUUUACGUCAUUCAAGCGCAAACGAAUCGCUCUCGUUCGCUGGAUGCGAUUAUUUUCCUCGUUAAUCGCGUUUCUAUCGCUUCGGCUCGACGUUAAAAAAUGCUUGUCUCUUGGAAACGGGGGAAGAUUUAAGGGACUUUCGGUCUUGAAUCACGUCUUCAUCUGAAAUCAAUGUAUUUCGGUCGUAACGCGCAUCGCUGCAAAACUACGUCGAUCGCGAACGGAUUUCAAAUAUCUAUUCACAUUCAACAUUUAAAAAAGGAUACACUGAAAAUCUGAAAAAAAGAAUUCUCGUAUAAAACAUUCAUCUUCACAAUAAAUUCGCAAUCUACAUUUCAUACUACAACUAAAAACAUCAAAUUUCAAAUCGCUGUUCACGCUCAACAGCAAAAGAAGAAUAUUAAAAACCUGAAACAAAGGAAUUCUCACAUGAAACAUCUAUUUCCACUUCGUUUUAAUUAAUUUCUAUAUAGUAUGUUAACUCUUUGCGGAACUUUGCGAACAGCAAGAGACUAGCACGUAGUUUCUUCCUUUCUAUUAUUUAACACUAAAACUACCGAGCAAUUAAAUUGACUUCUCGAAAUUCCUCUAUAGAAACUUCAAAAGUACAUCUAUUGAAACUUUAAUUAACUCAUCAUUCAGUUUGCGUAUUGCUACGUCAUUCUUCAAUAGUUCCUCAGAGAAACAUCUGACAAUUACCUUAAUACUUCCAAAGAAAAGAAAUCAAGAAUAGAUCAUUUACUCGUUCGGUAGUUUUACUAUCAAACAACUGACAUACACAAUUCAGCCUCAUCCAAUGAAAAUUUUACAAAAUCCCAAAGAAUUUUCGUCCGCAAAGUGUUGAUAAUCAAUGUCACAAAUCGUCAUUUCAUGUCACUUGUCACCGUGCAAGCUAACCAAUGCAUACACAAGGCAACGCUUUAUUUCCUUGACAAGUUCCACGGAACCAGUAGGAACAUAUCGUUCCAAGCGUCGAACAGUUCGAGGGCAGGAAGAAUGUCUUUCUCGAUGAACUUCUAUGUCUGCCCCGCCCACUGUCAUCGAACCACGUGACACGGGUAUUACGGUGUCACGGGUGGGACUGGUUUAAACGAAUCUUUCGGCGACAAUAACCGCUCUGAGCCUCGUUCAGAUACCCCCUGAAAUAUUAUUUUUACCCGGCGUCGCCGUGGGCGGCCAUUCAAGGAACGGCUGACCAGGAGUCUUUCGCGCGGUCGCAAGUCGCAUAUUGUCUGUAACCAAGGGAGUGUGUUGUUAGCGGAUGGGGCCGGGCGAACGGGGUACGGGGGAGGACGGGGAAAGAAUGUGGGUGAUAUAGACCGAAUCGUUUCUGUCGCCUUUGUCGCUCGGUGGCGAUCAUCUCCGCACUAAAGACACUGUGAUAGCUAGUGAUGGCGGCGAACAGCGUAUUGAAACCCGAUGGCACAAGGUUUCCACAUUUUUACUGGGAAAGCAUCAAAGAACUUGAAAUCGGGCCAGUAAUUUAUGUUGUAAGAUAUAUUACAUUUCACUGUGGAUUCCUUCAUAUUUUUACUCGUUUCGAGUUCGUUUCGUCUGAGAAUAUCCUUGGUUUUAUUGUACUGGCAUCGACGAGCUUGAAAUUGGGGUAGUAAUUUGUAGAAUAAGACAUGUUGUGUUUCACUGUGAAUUUUUUGAUGUUUUGACUCGUUUUGAGAUAACUUCCUCCGAGUAUCUUUGGUUUUACUGCAUCGACGAGCUCGAAAUUGGGGUAUUAAUUUAUAAAAUAAGACAUAUUAUGUGUCACUGUGGAAUCUCCGAAGUUUUUACACGUUCUAAGUGAAUUUCAUCUAAAAGUAAGUCCUUAUUUUUAAUUGUACAUUAUAUUAGUGAGAUUUGCUGAAUUUUUGUAUUUUUUAUUCGUAACAAUAAUCCUCGGUAGAAACAAUGACGUAUUACUGGUAUGUGAUUAAAUGACAGUUUAUAAUACGCGUCACCCUGUAUAAUUGAAUGCGACGCCAACAGGUUAUGCGCAUCACAGUUAAAUUACCUGCAGAUUAAUUUCUUUCUCGGUCGGUAAACUUUGAUACAAUUACAUUCGCGGAGUACUCAAAUGGAAAUUGCCUGAUCAAUACGCGAGGGUUGAAAUAAUUUUAUCGUAAAAGGAUAUACAGCUCGAGCAGUGUAUUUACAAACGGAAAUGCGUGAAAUUUCAUUGGGUGCCUCGCUGCAGCCGCAUACCCGUUAAAAGCGGGAAGCGUGGAAAGUGAUUGAGAUUGUGCGAGCGAGAUAUGAAUAUCAUCGUGCCAUCCUAUGUGAAGCACCUGAUGUACGAUCUGCCGCGGCAAGCUUUCCACGUGCUCAUAUUCCGUUUUGCCGUGUACGUACUCGGUCGCGCGCAAAGAUCCGUUGGAAAAGGAAAUUAUCUUCGGCCAGGAAUACAGCUGGCAGUCGUGAUUCUUUCGUUCACUGCUGAUUAUUUCUUGAAAUAUUCGUGUAAAUUUCAUCUCGUAUCGUUCGAAGCACUUAAGAAAUAUAAGCAAUUGUUCCUAAGGAGACUAAAAGAAUUUAAGAAAUUAGAGAAACUUACGAAAUUAACACGUUGAAUGCUAUGGGGGUCACCAGUGAAUUCAAUUAAACGACGAUUAUUUGGAAACAUUUCUGUAUUAUAUAUAAUUCUACCUAAUGUGAUGACUGA
Molecule: messenger RNA, 8339 nt
Organism: Nomia melanderi (Alkali bee)
Lineage: Eukaryota; Metazoa; Arthropoda; Insecta; Hymenoptera; Halictidae
Gene: tmod
Product: tropomodulin
Biological process (GO): actin filament organization; pointed-end actin filament capping; myofibril assembly
Cellular component (GO): myofibril; cytoskeleton
Molecular function (GO): tropomyosin binding
Source: RefSeq, a predicted model, not a curated record